CACUCACAAGAAAACAAUUGAAAAAAAAGUGCCAUGGAUUGCCAUCAGCAACAGUCAUGGAAGACAUACUUUAGAGAAAAAUUCAGAAGAAGAUCUUUUAUUCAUUAAUAAAUAUUUGUUCUUGAAGUUCAGUUAUGAUCCCUUCAGUUCCAGGUCCAAUCCUUCCCCCAACCACCCAUUGAAAAUUCAUUUGUCCUACAAAUUACUCUGCGCUCCUUAUACUUAUUUGGUGAUUCACCUAAUCCUUCUCGCACUGAAUCUCAUUAGCUUUGUAGUCAAGUUCUCAAGCAUAGAAGAAUCCAAUCUAUUGGGCAUCUUCAGCUGAAAGAAAGUCUUCAACAACAACUGUAUGUCUGCACACUUCUCACCAACCAACUGAAGUUCUGCUCAGAGUCCUGAAAUUCAUUCAGAGGCCAAGAAAUAUUCAGUUCCCAACUGGGUUUAUGCAGUACUUUUAAGCACCCUACUGUUUUUUUGUAAAAAGAUUCAGUUCCCAACUGGGUUUACGCAGUAUUUUUAAGCACCCUACUGUUUUUUUGCAGAAAUAUUCAGUUCCCAACUGGGUUUAUGCGGGCUCAACUGAUGCUUUGCACAAAAUCCUGAGACAGAGCUCAAAUACACACAAGCAAUUUCUGUUGUCCAUGUUUGCAUGUAAUUGAAGAAUGGGUAAAGUAAGGAAACUGGUUGUUGAGGUGAUUUCUGCUCACAACUUGAUGCCCAAGGAUGGUCAGGGGUCUUCCAGUGCCUUUGUAGAAGUAGACUAUGAUAACCAAAGGACUCGAACUCGUACCCAAAAGAAAAAUCUUAACCCUGUUUGGAAUGAACCAUUGAUGUUUGAUGUGCCCAAUCCAAUGAAUUUGAAGAAUCAGUGUCUUCAAAUAUGUGUGUUCCACGAGAAGAAUGCUCCUCCUGGUAGAAAAUUCCUGGGUAAGGUGGAAAUUCAUGGUAGAAAUAUUGUCAAGCACGGUGUAGAGAUUGUACAAAAGUUUACCUUGGAGAAGAGGGGUCUUUUUUCUCCUGUCAAGGGAGAUAUUGAAUUGAAAAUUUAUAGUUUUGAUGAGGAAGAGAAAAAGAAGAGUGGUGGUGGUGGAGGAGGAGGAGAAAAAAUUCCCCAAAUUGAGUGGAAGGAGGAGGUGAAGCAAUUGAAGCAGGAGAAACCAGAAAAAGUGCAGGAGGCAACAGAGAAGUCUGUGUUGGAUGAAGCUAAGUUGCAAAUACAUAAACAGAUUUUAAUGUCUUUUGUAGAAAGGGGUUUCUGUAAUUUACCCUCUAGCACCUUUUUCUUUUAUGGAUCAUUGAUACUAGUCAUAUGGUUUGGGUGGUAAACAGAUUGUGAAGUUGUGGUAAAUAAGAAAAGAAAUAAUGGAUGGUAAUGGCCCUUUUAUUA
Molecule: messenger RNA, 1387 nt
Organism: Cryptomeria japonica (Japanese cedar)
Lineage: Eukaryota; Viridiplantae; Streptophyta; Pinopsida; Cupressales; Cupressaceae
Product: multiple C2 domain and transmembrane region protein 10
Exons: 3
Coding region: 663-1325 (220 amino acids)
Source: RefSeq, a predicted model, not a curated record